GCGUGAGCGUGAGCGCAGCCCCUUCCCGCCUGGAUGGAUAAUGGGAGUCUAAACAUGAGGCAGAUAGCUGAUCAGCUUCCCUGGAUUUCGCUGACGCCACAGGAAAGCUUUGCCUGAAGAUGGAAACACUGGAGUCGGAGCUGACCUGCCCUAUCUGUCUGGAGCUGUUUGAAGACCCGCUGCUGCUGCCUUGCGCUCACAGCCUCUGCUUCAACUGCGCUCACCGCAUCCUCGUCUCUCACUGCGCCACCAACGAGUCGGUGGAGUCAAUCACCGCCUUCCAGUGCCCGACCUGCCGCUAUGUCAUCACCCUCAGCCAGCGCGGUCUAGACGGGCUCAAGCGCAACGUCACCCUGCAGAACAUCAUCGACAGGUUUCAGAAAGCGUCGGUGAGCGGGCCCAACUCCCCCAGCGAGACCCGCCGCGAGCGGGCAUUUGACGGCAACAGCAUGUCGUCCUGCGAGAAGGUGCUCUGCCAGUUCUGCGACCAGGACCCUGCACAGGAGGCAGUGAAAACCUGCGUGACCUGUGAGGUGUCCUACUGCGAGGAGUGCUUGAAAGCCACCCACCCCAACAAGAAGCCCUUCACCGGCCACCGCUUAAUUGAGCCUAUUCCGGACUCGCACAUCAGAGGAUUAAUGUGUUUGGAGCAUGAGGACGAGAAAGUUAACAUGUACUGCGUGACCGAUGACCAGCUCAUCUGUGCCUUGUGCAAGCUGGUGGGACGACACCGUGACCAUCAGGUGGCAGCUUUAAGCGAGCGCUAUGACAAGCUAAAGCAAAAUUUGGAAAGCAACCUCACCAACCUUAUUAAGAGGAAUACUGAACUGGAAACUCUUUUGGCGAAACUCAUUCAAACCUGUCAACAUGUUGAAGUAAAUGCAUCCCGGCAAGAAACAAAGCUGAUGGAAGAAUGUGACCAGCUCAUUGAAAUAAUUCAACAAAGGCGACAAAUAAUUGGAACUAAAAUCAAAGAAGGAAAGGUGGUGAGAUUGAGGAAACUGGCUCAGCAGAUUGCAAACUGCAAACAGUGCAUCGAACGCUCGACAUCCCUCAUCUCUCAGGCCGAGCAGUCGCUGAAGGAGAAUGACCACGCUCGCUUCCUGCAAACUGCUAAAAACAUCACUGAAAGGGUUUCCAUGGCGACUGCGUCUUCCCAGGUUCUAAUUCCUGAAAUUAAUCUCAAUGAUACUUUCGAUACUUUCGCACUUGAUUUUACCAGAGAGAAGAAAUUGUUGGAAUGCCUUGAUUAUCUUACAGCUCCCAACCCUCCCACCAUUCGAGAAGAGCUCUGUACAGCUUCUUAUGAUACGAUUACUGUUCACUGGACAUCGGAUGAUGAAUUCAGUGUGGUCUCUUAUGAGCUGCAGUACACGAUCUUCACUGGACAAGCAAAUGUUGUUAGUUUAUGUAACUCAGCCGACAGCUGGAUGAUUGUGCCUAAUAUCAAACAAAACCACUACACAGUGCAUGGGUUACAGAGUGGCACUAAGUACAUCUUCAUUGUAAAGGCCAUUAAUCAGGCUGGCAGUAGAAACAGCGAGCCCGGCAAACUCAAGACAAACAGUCAGCCGUUUAAACUGGAUCCCAAAUCUGCUCAUAGAAAACUGAAAGUGUCUCACGAUAACUUGACAGUGGAACGUGAUGAAACAUCCUCCAAAAAGAGCCACACGCCCGAGCGUUUCACAAGCCAAGGGAGCUACGGGGUAGCUGGCAACGUGUUUAUUGACAGUGGACGUCAUUACUGGGAAGUGGUUAUAAGUGGGAGCACAUGGUAUGCCAUUGGCAUUUCUUACAAGUCGGCACCAAAACAUGAGUGGAUUGGCAAGAACUCUGCCUCCUGGGUGCUUUGCCGCUGCAAUAACUCGUGGGUGGUGCGUCACAACAGCAAAGAAAUUCCCAUAGAGCCUGCGCCUCAUCUCCGCCGCGUUGGGAUUUUGCUGGACUACGACAACGGUUCCCUUGCCUUCUAUGAUGCUUUGAACUCCCUACACCUUUACACUUUUGACAUUACGUUUGGACAGCCUGUGUGCCCCACCUUCACCGUGUGGAACAAGUGUUUGACAAUUAUCACUGGCCUGCCGAUCCCCGACCAUUUGGACUCCUCCGAGCAGCUUGCGUGACUGUGGAAAGGCAGGAGGUGGAACGAGGCAUUUGAGGCAAGCUGCCAGGUGGGAGCUCACCCGGGGCCGGGCAUGGCCAACGGUAGGACAUCCCUGGCCGUGCGAUUGCUUCCAGCCCGAGCUGAAAAUGGGAGAGGCUCCCUUUGUUUGGAAGGACAAGAAGUGGCUUUAAUAAUAUCUUAGAACUUCUUUUGCUGAUUGGUUUCAUUGGUUUUGUUUUGUACUUAGUCUCUUAUAGGAAGGUUUAUAAA
Tinamus guttatus (white-throated tinamou) is the source of this 2374-nucleotide messenger RNA. RefSeq names its product midline 1 (gene MID1). NCBI's taxonomy places the organism in Eukaryota, Metazoa, Chordata, Aves, Tinamiformes, Tinamidae. Gene Ontology annotation, biological process: regulation of microtubule cytoskeleton organization. Gene Ontology annotation, molecular function: protein binding; zinc ion binding. Gene Ontology annotation, cellular component: cytoplasm. The record is from RefSeq and is a predicted model, not a curated record.